AUGUUUGUGCAGAUACACUGUGCUUAUGUUACUGUGAUUAUCACCAACAACAAGAGGAUCCCAAGGGUGAUUACCUGUAUUGGGAAGCAGCUGUGCUUGCACGACUGUGACCAAUACCUUGAUAUCAAGGCCAUGUGCCACAUCACAUUGCCAAUAGACUCCCUUGUUGAAAUUUGCGAUGUCAUUGUUCUCAACAACACCGACAUUCCAGCACUUCGAAAGAGGUUCCAUUUUGUAAAGGGUUUUCCUAUCGACAAGUUUUUCAACGCAAACCUUGAGAAGAUCAGGCAAUUGGCAUUGACCCUCACCUCCGAGCAGCAAAGCGAGAUCAAGCGUCUCCAGACCUCUCUUCGUGCCAAGAAGUGCAUCCUCUUUGAUCUCUGCAGAACGGCAGUCGUUCAGAUUGACGAACGCCUGAAUAUCGGUGACCUCGACCAGGAGAAACUAACUCGUAUCGUCGACCCGGUGAAGAGCGAGGUCAGCCUUUUCAAGGGAAUCUACGAGCAGCUUGCCUCGUACUGUGGCCUGGACUUCAGUGCUCUUGGUGAUUGGGAAGUUGUCAUCGAGGCCUAA
Molecule: messenger RNA, 573 nt
Organism: Guillardia theta CCMP2712
Lineage: Eukaryota; Cryptophyceae; Pyrenomonadales; Geminigeraceae
Exons: 1
Coding region: 1-573 (190 amino acids)
Source: RefSeq, a predicted model, not a curated record